Messenger RNA from Dendroctonus ponderosae (mountain pine beetle), 6795 nucleotides. Its product is annotated as visual system homeobox 2. The transcript has 8 exons. Gene Ontology annotation, cellular component: nucleus. Gene Ontology annotation, biological process: regulation of transcription by RNA polymerase II. The record is from RefSeq and is a predicted model, not a curated record. NCBI's taxonomy places the organism in Eukaryota, Metazoa, Arthropoda, Insecta, Coleoptera, Curculionidae. Bases 305 to 1627 code for a protein of 440 amino acids. Gene Ontology annotation, molecular function: sequence-specific double-stranded DNA binding; DNA-binding transcription factor activity, RNA polymerase II-specific.
UUUCCCUUUGUAUUAACUUCUCGGUUCAGUUUACGAUGGGACACGACAGGAUCGGUAGCUAGGAGCUUUUUUAACGGUUACUUAGCUAUUCUUAAUUCCGGACUUUCUCCUGCUCAACCUGUCACGCUAAAUGCUUGCUCUCUUCAAGUAGAACAUGUUUCAGUAGUGUGGAUUAUGACGGCGAUCUGGCUUAGAAUGCCCAAAACGUUUCAACAUGAUCGAUAGCUUCGUUUUUUCGCUUUCAACGACUCCUUCAAGUGACAAAAGUGCUGGAAAUUAGUGACAGUUAGUGUGGGUGCUCAAUAUGAACAAUGAAAUAGAUGCAGGAGUGAAAAAUUACUCUGUGGACACGAUUCAUGUGACGGCGCCCAGCAUUCUGAACAAACCGUCACAAACAAUGCCUCAGAGAUCUCCAUUUGCCAUCCAGGAGUUGUUGGGCUUGGGAGAUUCUCAACAUCACCGGUCGCCUACUGCAGCAGUAUCGGCCAUCACUCCAAAUGUAUAUUCACAUCAAAAGUAUCAACUGCAAGCUCCAACAGGCUUCCAUCCAUCUGAGCAUGGAUUCAGCCACCACCACAUGACGAUGGCCGCCAGCCGCAUGGCGUAUUUUAACGCACAGGCGGCGGUAGCGGCGGCAUUUUUACCGCACGGCAUUGCAGCGGCAGCCCAAAUGAAUGCCGCUGCUGGCGGCGGCCACGGAUCAGCCGCUGCAGUGCUGGGAUUGGCUGCCGGUCACCAAACUCCAGGUUCUGGUCUAGCCCAGUUUAAAAACUCAUUUAGUUCCUCAGGUCCUGGUUCCUGUUUAUCGGGCCAACUAGAUAAUUCCAAAGAUUUCUCAGUGCAAGAUGGUUUAGGUAACUUUAGUAAAAAGAAGAAAAAGAAGCGGCGUCAUAGGACGAUUUUCACCAGCUAUCAGCUGGAGGAACUGGAGAAGGCGUUCAAAGAUGCCCACUAUCCAGAUGUCUAUGCCAGGGAGAUGCUGAGCCUCAAGACCGACCUACCCGAAGAUAGAAUACAAGUCUGGUUCCAAAAUCGUCGGGCAAAAUGGCGCAAAACGGAAAAGUGUUGGGGCCGAAGUACCAUAAUGGCAGAGUAUGGACUUUAUGGGGCGAUGGUGAGGCACAGCCUGCCGCUACCCGAAACCAUCUUAAAAAGUGCAAAGGAAAACGAAUGUGUAGCCCCAUGGUUGCUAGGUAUGCAUCGCAAAUCAAUCGAGGCGGCCGAACAGCUCAAGGACUCAGAAACGACCAGCGAUCAUGAAGAUACCACUUCGAUGCGUACGGAUACCAGCGAUACCUCCAGCCAAAAUAAUCAGUCGAAUUCCUCAUCCCACACCCCCAAUCCCAACCCGAUGAUCGACAGCAAAGAACAGCUGAGUAUCGCAGGGGUGGCCGCUUCACAGCCACCCCAACCUGUUCCCAACCCGUAUCCAGAUGAUCCAGAAGUGUUCCGGAACAAUUCGAUUGCAUGUUUGCGGGCGAAAGCUCAGGAACAUAGCGCGAAACUGAUGAACCACAAUUUGAUGGUUCAUUCGGGUGGGGGUCGGUCGGGUUCGGGGGGUUGUGAUGCAAACCAGAACACUUUGCACCAUCCUGAUGGUGGUGGGGCUGAGCAGGGUAUUUUUUGACAUAAUGAAGGGUAGUGGAGGUUUUUUCAACUUUAAUAUCCAGGAAUGUUUUGAGCUCGGCAUGUUUGGGAUUAAUUUAUUUUUGAUGAAAAAUCAAUCAAAUUUUCUGCCCGCAAAGUCUUUGUAUAUAGUAUAAUCUAUAAUAAUAUACAUAGUCUGCGUGGUCAUUUUGGCAUAAAACUAGAACUUCGCCUAUGAAAAUGUUCUUUUAUGUGCAAUUUCUGCGCAGUGUCUUGGUGCGAAAUACUUUUUGUUAUUAGUACUUAUAUGAAUCUGUUUACUGAAAUAAACGUCCUGUGUGGUUUGUGAGAGUCUUUGCGCUUUGAAAGUGCGUCAAAUUAUCAUUUUCGCCUGCAAAAGAUUAAUGUUUUUAACUCAUCAAACCUUUUUGGGAGCAAACCCAGCGCUUUUUUUUGCACGCACUUCAGACGCAAAUAUUUUUUUGGCCUUUGUAGGCACGAGCGAUCAUUUUAUUAUGCUUUACAUAUGCAAUUAAAACAAGAUGAGCAAUAUUUUGCACAAAUGCCUGUACAAUUUCCAAUGCAGAUGAUCCAAAAACAUUUUUACAUCUUACAUUUUAAAAUUGCCCAUACUUUCUCUGGUGAAAAAUCCAAUAUUCCCAUUGAAUUAUAAUAAACUUUGCUACAUUUGCCCGUGCAAAUAUUUAAAAUUAUUCGAAGAAAAACUCAUUUACUUGCGAUUUCGUAUGCAAAACUGGCAAACGUUUCCACAAAAUUAAAGCAAAGUGUUUUUUCCGGCAAAAUGCAUGGCCAGCAUCCACUUUAUAAUUUUACUCGGAAAACAGAUCUAAAUUCAGAUGUGAUCAAUCGUGCGAUUGGCAAAGGAAACAAGUUUAUUUGAGCAAUGUAGGUAGCAAAGGCAGUUGACGAUACGAAGAUUUUGCCCAAAAUUGAAUAGUUUUUAGAAAAUUUUUUCGUCAUUGUUCAUUCGUGAAAAAAUCUAAAUCUAAUCUAAUCUAAAAAUUAUUAUUAGAAUUCGAUUUUAUAACGCGAUUUCGUAAAGUCAAAACUUCAGUUAUUGAUUUAAAUUACUGAUGUUUUGUCGUAUUUAUUUAGCCAUCUUAAGGGCAAUUUUUGUUUGAUUUUCGACUAAUGACUAAAACAGUUCAACAUCAAAUUUAGCCGAAUGUGUCUAAAUCAAUUUGGUAAAAAGACAGCAAUAAAAGAAACAUUAUAUUCAAAAUGUCUCUGUUCUAUACAAAAAAGGUAAAAAAUCAAAUUUCUAAGCGAAAUUGCUGCAUCAACGUAGCUGGAAAUCGGAUUUCUUUUCAAAAAAUGAACUGGCAGGUUUUCAUUUUUUGUGAAUUUGCAUGUACAUUUAAAUACAUUGUUAUAAAAUUCUGUGUAAAUAUUAGUGUAAACUUUGUUGCGUAUAUAAAUCAAUCUCAAAUAAAAACAAUGUUCAGUCGAUUUCUUAAAAAAAUGGCCUUCUGUUUAAGGUUUAGAAACAUAAUCAUUUUCAAAAUUUUUCGAAAGUGCCUUUAGCCAGAAAUAAGUUCGGAUCUAUAAAUAAACAUGCAUAAUGAGCAAAAUGAAAAUAAAUUUCCGACUGAGAGGGAGAAAACUAAAAAAAAAAACUUGAAUGAAUAACUUCAAAUAUAUAAUAAAUAAUAAAUGAAUUGCUGUAAACUACCAUAAUGAAAUAAGGAAAAUGAAAAUAUAUUUGCAACUGAAAAAACAUUCCUCACCUGAAAAAACCUUUGAACAAAAAAAUGGCAACUUUUGCAGCACGGUUUCAAACUGGCUCACAAUGUUUAUGAAUAGCAAAAAAAAAAUUUGGUUAGAAUUUAGUCCGCUGAAAUACUAUUUUUGCAUUUAAUAUACAAAUGAAGAUUUUUUCGUGGCUUAAACGGGCCAGAAUUUUUGUAGUUAGAAGAAAUAACCUAAACUUUUUUAAAACAAGAAAUUUUUGAGCUAUUCAUAAACAGUGUGAGCCAGUUUGAAACUGUGCUGCAAAAGUUGGCCAUUUUUUUUGUAAUAAUUUAUAGAUUUAAAGGAUUUUCCAAUUGAGAGAUGUUUUUCUAGUGGCAAAUUUGUUUUUAUUUUCCUCAUUUAACUUGCUUGCUUGAAAGGUUGCUGUAAGUUUUGAAAUUAACUUUUUUAUUAUUAUCCAAGUUUAUUGUAGAUUCGAAUUUAUUUCUAGUUAAAAACAAAAGUUAAACAGAAGACUAUUUUCUAAAGAAAUCGACUGAAAUUUGUUUUAAUUUGAGAUUGAUUUAUAUCGGCAGCAAACAAUUUCGGGGUGCCCGAAAAUUCUCAAAAAAAUAUAAAUAAUGGGAUAAUUUUUCGUGGUUUAAACGCACUUUUGGAGUUGGAAAAAAUAACUUUUUCCUUUCCUAAGAAUGUUUCUAGCGCUGGAAAUUAUUGGUGCGUUUAAGUUGCGAAAAAUAAUACCAUCAUUUAAAUUUUGUUGUGAAUUUUCGGGUACUCCAAAAUUGUUUGUUGCCGAUAUAAAUCAAUCUCAAAUUAAAAUAAUGGUCAGUCGAUUUACUUAAAAAAUGGCCUUCUCUUUAAGGAUUAUAAACUUCCCUAGAAAAUACGAAUAAUGGGAUCAUUUUUCGUGGCAUAAAUGGACCAAUAACUUUUGGAGUUAGAAAAAAUAACUUUCUAAAAAUUUUCCUAACUCCGAAAAUUAUUGGUGCUUUUAAGUCACUAAAAAGUAUCCCUUUAUUUGCAUUUAAUAGUUUCAUGCAAUGAUGAUUGAAAAAAAAAUUGCUUACAGUAGACACUGUGUUCAAAUUGAGAAUAUAAAUUAAUAAAAAAGAGCAAUUUAUGUCUACUUCACACCCUAACACGCCUCUGCUCGCUCCUGGAUAGGAAAGCUGGUAAUUCUUUGGUGUUCCUUAAUUGUUUUAGAAUUAUUUCCUAAAAGAAUGAGCGGUUUUAUGAAUUCGGCAAAUAUAGUUUAUUCUAUAAGGAUAUUGUACGUAUUGUAAAUGUUGUCAAUCCCCUUAAAUUAUCCUAAAAAUUUCCCCGAUAAAGUGCAACGAAUCUGUGAAGCACUUUUAUAUAUAGUAAUUUAUUUAUGCACAGUUAAAAUUCUAAGUUUUAGUCCCAUAGAUUUGUUAAUUAAAUGUUAGGAAAAGAAUCAAAGUUUAUGAAAACAGUUACGUAUUAUUUUGCAAUAUACUGGAUGGCAAAUAAUAAAGUUACGCAGGAGUUUUUAAAACGAAAACCAAUUUUAGUCUCUGCAAAAAGAAGCAAUUGGUAAAUAUAGUUUGUAUUAUUUUAAUUGCUGAUUAAUAUAGUAGAAUUAAAUGUUGUCACAUAAACCUGGAACAAAGAGGUUUUUAUUUUUUGCCUCAAAAACGUAGUAAGAUAGAAAUAAGCACCAAAGGAUGACAAAAAAGUUUUAUCGAAAGGUGAUUAUUCCGACAAAAUAGAAAAAUUUUUAAAAUAACUAAACGGCGUAGGUACAUUUUUUUGCCAAAAGUAUUGGACAAGUUGUCUUCCUGCACGCCACUGGGGUUAACAUUUUUAGUCUAUUUAGGGCAAUUAUGAUAAUGAAGGUAUUUAAAAAAAAACGUUUUUUUAUUUACUUCAAUGUCAUGUAUAUUGAGUAUUCACUUCAAAAAAUUUGGCCACGUAAUUAGAUAACGCUGUAGAAAUAUUCGCUUAAUAGUCGGCAAAAAGGUGAAAAUAUCUUAAAUUUCAUGUCUCAAAUAGCAUCAAAAUAAAAUAUAAAUUGGAAUUUGUGAUUCAAAUAUGAUAACAACUUGCCUUCAACAGCAAUUGUUUGACAAAAAACUUUAUGUAAAUAUGCAUCGGGUUUGUAUAUAAAACUUUAUUGUAUACAACUGUUUUUUCCAGAAAUUUUUCUUGGGUUUUAAAAUAAACAGUCGACAUUCUUUUCAAAUUUACUUGCUGAAAAUAAAAACAUGACUUGAACAUGAAACGUUUAGCUCACAUACAAUCAGAAAGUAUGUUGAUUUAUUUUAAUGUAGUUGAACUACAAAUACAAAGCGCACUUUCAAUUAAAACAAUAACCGGAAAAUACUUACUUCAGUUGCCAAUUACUUCCACAUGAGGAAUUUGAGAGGAAAAUUAGAAAUACAAUGUUUCCCUGAAAAACUGCCUUUAGUAUAACGAAUAGGUAACAACAGCGAAAUGAAUAUAAAGGAGUAUCAAGGAGAAACUUCAUUCUCAGAAAAAGAGGGGACUGUUUAAGCAAAUACAUGAAAACAGACUUGAAAAAUCUAAAACAGUUUUAAAUAAACAACAAUUUAGCAGAAUCUGGUUCUGUUUUUCCUUACAUUGAAAACAUUUUCUUGUACUGAACAUGUACGUGUCAAGCAAACUCUUAUUCCUGGUUCAAACGCCAUUAAAGAAACGCGACUGACCUCAAACACGUUUAGUUAGGCAAAUAACUCAUGCAAUAACAGUUAAUUAAACAUUUCAGUUAGUUAUCAGGCGAACUUCUUGUAAAUGAGUAAAUUUAUUUUAGCUUGCUCGCUUGCUAAUACUGUUGACUAGGAAUAAAUCAGACUUCUUCGCAUUGAUAAAGCUUUCGAAAUUUCCCUCAGGCAGAUGAAGCAGCUGGGCAACAAACCAUUAUUAUAAGCCCUCUAUUUUUAGAAUGAGUUUUUAUACCUGCAUAUUAAGCUGGGACGGAGCUAGGGUGAGAGCGGCCAUUUGUCUUGUCAGCCAACUUUACCAGUUAAAUCUCAAAUUAUCGCCACUUGAAAAUAACGUAAAUGUACCAAUAAAGCAAUUUUUUAAUUAGUUUAUUGCAGAGUUUUGUAACAAAUUAUUUUGCGCAAUCAGGGUUACGUAAAUAAUGUUAUGAUCCAGAAAAGCUACUUAGGGCUUUGAUUCUUUUCCUUCAAGGGUAGCUAAUCGCUUACAAAAGCUGGUGUUUCGAGGUCACUUUGAAACUGUAUUAAGCUCGUGACGAACGCAAGAGAUUAUUUUGGUCAAUGUUUGUAAAUGGCCCCAAAACUUUAUCGCAGCCAAGUUUAAUGAUCUCCAGCCUUCAUUGUACGUCUAGGAAUUAUGAUGGUUUUUCUCCAACCUUAAGCCUGAUAUUAUCAACUAUAGUUGACCAAAAGAAUAACUUGCUUAAAGGAAACAGGAUAUUGCCAGUACGCACCUACAGCUUGUGAAUUUGACCUUUGUUUGUCAUUGUGAUUAAAAUAGCACUCAAUGCCA